GAGAGAUCCUUCAUCUCAGUGCUACAUUCUCAUUCCCUAUGAAUAUAAAACCCCCUCCUCAGACCUGAUGCCACCAUUUGCCUGUUGUGUUGUCGCUGAGUUUGAACCCAUCCAAAGCCAUGGCCAUGCUCAGAGUGUCUUCUUAUCGCAAGCUGUUUGAGGAUGAAAACUGGAGUCGAAAUGGAGGGUUGAGUAUGCAGUGUGCAGGGCAGUCUCGGGCCUCCAUCAGGGGUGCGGCUGUUGACAAGUGUGACUGUGACAAGUUAGACUUUGUAGCUGCCAAGGCGCUCAACAAGGAGGGUCUGAACCGGUUUGUCCAGGACCGCACCAUCAUUGCUACCCUCAAUGACCGCCUGGUCAAGCUUAUUGAACUGGCCCAUUGUUUUGAGGAGGAGAAUGAGUCUCUUGAAUGUCAGAUUGUUGAACUACAGGAGGAGUUGAAUAGUCGGCAAACCUCCUCCGGCAUCUCCUCCGCUGUGGCUGAGUGCGUUACAGACUACAGUCUGGAUGCAGUGGUGGAAAGACUGCGUAGGGAGAGGGAUGAGAUUCUGUGUGACACCGAGGAGCUGCAGAAAGAGCUGGAACGUCUGAUGAAAGAGUACGAGAAGGCUGCACAGCAGAGGAUCCUCUUCCAGCAGGAACGACAAGAUGUUGCUGAGGAAGUGGAUGCUGUGACAGCAGUGUGUUUGGCGUUGAGGGAGCAAGUGGCUAUCUACGAGGAGCAGCUGGCCAACAUGGAGGCCCAGCAAAAGACGGCAGUGGAGAGUCUACUGGAGCCAGCUGACUGGACUACAGGAGAGGUGGCAGCUAUUAAAUUUGGCAGCCCUGACAUCACUGCGGCCUUGAAUGUAAAGGAGUACUACUGCCAGCUGGCUGAGAGCCUCCAGUGCGAGUGUGGUGCAGGCUCUUCUGCUGUGGUUCGCAGUGGGGAUGGAAAACAACUGGAAGUGGGAGGAGCUGUGGGAUCAACAGUCAAAGACUUGUCAAAGAUAAAGGACAUCGGUGAAAUAAAGACGCUGAUUUCUGAGCUGCAAAAGGAGCUUGCUGAGCUUGAGAAGUGUAACGAGGAGCUGGAGGACGAGGUUGAGAUGAAGAAGGCUGCAUACGUGGACGAGAUUGCUGAGCUGGAGUGUACUAUAGAUGAAAUGCGGCACCAGGACACUGACUUCCAAGUGCAGAUGAAAGAGCAGUGUGAAGACUACAAGGAGCUGCUCAGUGAGAAAAUGGCCAGAGACAUGGAAAUCACUGCCUACAGGAGUCUGGUGGAGGGAGAGGAGGAGAGGCUGUGCAACCUGUGACUUGAGGCCGGAGAGUCAGACUGGCUGGCUGGACUGUGGCCGGAUGCUCCCCCACACAUGGAUUAGAAAAUAGACAAAAGAGAAACGCGAAAACGCACCCAAAUCCGCUCUGUGAAGAAGCUUAAGGUACCAACGCAGCAAUUUAAACAGAUGUAAACUUAUCAUGACAGAUUAAUGCCGUCUGGAGGCCUAAGCCGGGCCAUUGAUAACAGGUCGCUGGCAGAUGACCCCGAGACUUAAGAAAGAUUGAGCUGUCUAAAACUGGUGGGAGGAUGGGGGGGCUGUGCGAUGAGUGUGUAUCCAUUCAGUGUCUGGCAGGGAUAUUUCCUUAAGUGGGUUUUAUCUUUACCAGCUCACUGAUAUGAUUCAUAAAUGUUUUGUCCCCUCUUUGUUGAACAAGUCCCACGCAAAAACACACAGAAACACAGACACUCACAUACUCACGAGCUAAAUGUGUGGCUCCGUGGAGUCACAGCACCUCGUCCAUCACUCAAACGUUGUCUGAUUACGAGCUCUUAACCUUUGACCCCUUCACUGUUAGCAAACAUAUUGACAGCUCUCCUUUUUGGUUACUAAAAGCAUCUUGCCUUCCCUUUGCUUUUACAGUCGUGCAUUCGUGUUGGUUUUAUGACACUGACAGUCAAGUGUGCAGUGCGGUGUUUGCUUUUCAAAUGGUUCAUGAAGUUGUUUUUCUGCAGCUCUUACAAAACGAGCACCUGGAUCUUGCUACAAGAAAAGCCUGUGUGAUUCAUUAUUUCUCCUUUUGAAAAGCAAUGUCCCAAUUUGCUGUCAUUUCAGAAAUAAGCAUUUGGUAAUACAUUCCUCUGUAAUCUUUUCCUUAUUUUCUACAUGACUUUCAAACUGCUAUGUGAUCAAUCAUUUUUGGUUCCUGCUUCUGCACAAGCGUCAGAAUGUGCUUUAGAUUUAAAUUAAAUAAAAGUAGUUGCCUGAGA
Molecule: messenger RNA, 2251 nt
Organism: Dicentrarchus labrax (European seabass)
Lineage: Eukaryota; Metazoa; Chordata; Actinopteri; Moronidae
Gene: vimr2
Product: vimentin-related 2
Exons: 10
Coding region: 120-1298 (392 amino acids)
Biological process (GO): skeletal muscle organ development
Cellular component (GO): cell-cell junction; Z disc; sarcolemma
Source: RefSeq, a predicted model, not a curated record